AUGAUAAACGAAAAGCAAGAGAUCACAUUCGAUGAGAGUGAGCUGAUAAUCGAAGGAGAAAAACAUCUAGUUUACUCUACUGAAGAUGCCAACAAGAUCCAGUUCGCAAAGAUCAUUAAACCUGAGCGUACCAAGACUAUCCAAACAGUUGAUACUUAUCAGAGGCGACCCUCUGUAAGUGCCCCAAAAAGGCCAGCACAAAAACCACAGAAGAACAUAGACAUUACUUACCUUGGUGCAAUAUUGAUCGGUGUUGCUCUCCUCAACGCCUUUAUCGAGUUUUAUCAAGAGCAAAAAUCAGCUGCUCUUCUAGAAUCCUUCUUAAACAUGAUCCCUGCAAAAUGUAUGGUAGUGCGCGAUCACAGAAUUCAGCAACUCGAUGCCAUAAAUCUUGUCAUUGGCGAUGUUGUGUUCAUCCGCAUGGGAGACAAGGUUCCGGCCGAUCUCUUUAUCUUUGCUGGUUCCGAACUCAAAGUCGAUAACUCCUCCUUGACAGGCGAAUCUGAUCCCCAAGAACGUGGCCCAAUAAAUACCCAACAGAGUCUUUUUGAGGCGGAGAACAUUGUCUUUAACGGCACCUUGGCUGUCGCUGGUGAAGCAUAUGGCAUUGUUGUUCGUACAGGUGACAAUACUGUUCUUGGACAGAUUGCUGGUCUAACUGCCGGAGAAGACAAGAUUCCAUCUCCCCUCUCUCAAGAAAUCGAUCAGUUUGUCAAGAUUAUUGCUACCAUUGCCUUCUCAACAGCCAUCAUAUUUUUUGGUAUUGGGUUUCCAGUCAACCACAACAAUGUAUCGCUCACUCUGAACUUUGCUAUUUCCGUAUUCGUGGCCUGGGUUCCCGAGGGUUUACCUGCAACUGUAACCAUCUUAUUGACUAUUGCCGCUAAACGUAUGGCUUCCCGAAAUGUUCUCGUCAAAGACCUUCAGGGCGUAGAAACCUUGGGAGCAAUCACACUUCUCGCUACCGACAAGACCGGUACACUUACACGCAAUCAAAUGACAGUGACUUAUGUCUGGUCGUGUAUGGAAAUGCACAACACUCUCGAACGAAACACAUUGGUUGCUCCUGUACCAGAACUGGCUGGUCUGAAUGAAAUUAUGCACAUAUCUACUCUUAAUAGUCGUGCCAAAUUUGAUCGCACCGAUGUACCCGUGCAUAUGCGCCAGAUCUUGGGUGACGCUACCGAAACUGGUCUUGUCAGAUUUGCAGGAGAACACCUAGGACCUGCAUUUGACUCACUUGGAGACAAGUGUCCUACUGUAUUUGAGAUUCCAUUUAACUCUGAUAACAAGUGGGCCAUGACUAUUCACAACAAACCUCAUUCCAAUGGCCAUUUAACACUUUACGUCAAGGGCGCGCCCGAGCGCGUCUUGAAUCUCUGCAACACUAUUCUAACUAGCCGUGGAACCGUCCCUCUCGAAAGCGGACAUAUUGAGGCUUUCCAAGAAACUUACCUUCAUAUGGCUGGUCAAGGUCACCGUGUGCUAGCCUUUGCCCAAUUACUGCUUCCUAGAGAAACCUAUCCUGCUGAUUUUCAGUUUAGUAAAGCCGAAAAGAACUAUCCUAUGUCUGGCCUAACUUUUGUCGGACUUGUCUCACUUGAGGAUCCUCCUAAACAUGGUGUACGCGAGGCCAUUGGAAAAUGUCGUCGCGCAGGAAUCAAGGUCAUGAUGGUUACAGGCGACCACCCCUUGACAGCUGAAGCAAUCGGAAGAAAGAUCAACAUGCUUUUGGGUGAUACUCGCGAGUCAUUGUCCAAGCGUACCAGACGCCCCAUUAGUGAUAUCGCAGAAGACGAGUUUUCAGGUGUUGUCGUUCACGGUGACUCUAUUGACUCGCUCACUGAUGAUGCUUGGGAUGCUAUCUUUGCCAAAGAAGAAAUUAUCUUUGCUCGAACUUCACCUAAACAUAAGCUUGAAAUCGUCAAACGAGCUCAGUCUAUGCGCCACAUUGUUGGAGUUACAGGUGAUGGUGUCAAUGAUGCGCCGGCCCUCAAAAAGGCUGAUCUCGGUAUUGCUAUGAACAUCUCCGGCUCAGAUGUAUCCAAGGAUGCAGCCGCCAUGAUCUUGUUAGACGAUAAUUUUGCUUCUAUUGUGCAUGGCAUUGAGGAAGGCCGUUUGAUUUUUGCCAACCUGAAGAAGUCAGUUAUGUACACAAUUACCCAUUCGAUGCCCGAAGUGAUCCCCAAUCUGCUCUAUAUUGUCGUUCCUCUUCCUUUGCCUCUGAGUGCAAUCCUUAUCCUAGUGAUAGAUCUCGGGUUCGAGCUGUGUGCAGCUUUAACAUUUGCAUGGGAUAAACCAGAGACUGAAAGCGGUCUGAUGAUGAUGUCUCCUCGAAAGCCCGUUACUCCUUCUUCUAUUGAUCGUUAUCGUCGCCAGCUAUUGAGAGAGGAAACUUACAUUAAAUAUGACCCUGUUACUGGCGAAGAGCUUAAGCCUGGAUGGUUCCGCAGAAUAUACAAUAGCGUGGUUCCUUUCUUUACACGUGCCUACUGGUCCGAAAAGCUUAUCAAGACAGACGAUGAUGUUCUCGUGGACCUUCCUCUUCUUUCCUGGGCAUACCUUGAAGUUGGAAUCAUUGAAGUUAUUGGUGCCCUGACCUGUUAUUUUGUGGUGCUGUGGUAUAACGGCAUAACUCCCUCUGAUGCAGUUGAGCUCCAACGUGGAGCAUCUAGUCCGACAAAUUACUUUCAAAACGGUCCUAUUUAUGCUACUCCGUUCCAGGCCUCAGAUGGAUCCAUUCUUGAUGCCGAAGCCCAGCACCGUGCACUUGGCCAAGCUCAGUCGAUGGUUUACUGGAGUAUCAUGAUGAUGCAGAUGUUUAACAUGUUUGCCUGCAAGACUCGCUACACUCUCCCUAUCGGUCGCUACAUGUUCUCUAACAAAGUUACUUUCCUUGGUAUCUUUGCUGGCGCUGGGUUGGCUACUUUGAUCGUUUACUGCCCUCCUUUCAAUAUUCCAUUUGGAACAGAAUACCACACCCUCCCUCUUUGGUGGUUGAUUCCAUUCGGGUUUGGCUUCUUGAUUAUCGGAUAUGCUUGUGUCAGAAUGACAAUAUUGGCUAAAAUGAAUCCGAUGCAAUGGAAUCCGGAAAUCGAUGGUCUUAGAAUGCACCCUACUAUUCGUACCAUGGCUACUUCUCACAGUCGACACUCACGAGGACACUAUAUGGCAUAG
This is a messenger RNA of Phycomyces blakesleeanus NRRL 1555(-), 3177 nucleotides long. RefSeq lists its product as hypothetical. The coding region runs from base 1 to 3177 and encodes 1058 amino acids. NCBI's taxonomy places the organism in Eukaryota, Fungi, Mucoromycota, Mucoromycetes, Mucorales, Phycomycetaceae. Gene Ontology annotation, biological process: sodium ion export across plasma membrane; intracellular sodium ion homeostasis; potassium ion import across plasma membrane. The record is from RefSeq and is a predicted model, not a curated record. Gene Ontology annotation, cellular component: membrane. The transcript has 2 exons. Gene Ontology annotation, molecular function: ATP hydrolysis activity; P-type sodium:potassium-exchanging transporter activity; ATP binding.